Messenger RNA from Lolium perenne, 1176 nucleotides. RefSeq lists its product as uncharacterized. Gene Ontology annotation, cellular component: membrane. The record is from RefSeq and is a predicted model, not a curated record. Lineage: Eukaryota; Viridiplantae; Streptophyta; Magnoliopsida; Poales; Poaceae.
CUUUGGCUAUCGCCAUCAUGCUCGCUUUGGCUCCUCCAACAAAAAUGUCCCCAUGCUGUCUCUGCCUUACGCCGCUCCUUCUAUUUCCAGCCAUGACGACCACUGGUCUGAUCACUCGUGAAGCCCUCGUCCUGCUGCUCCUCGCCUUGGCCGGCAUUGCGCUCGUACCGCCGCCAUGCGACGCCCUGCAGCUGCAGGACGCGGCCUUGAUCGACGACGUCGUCAUGGAGGCCGCGGAGGAGUGGUACAACGGGAAGCACCGGAGGACGGGCGUCACGUACCCGCUCUCGCUCCCGGGGAGCCUGUCCGCCGUCGACGCCAGCGUGUCACGGUUCCGCGCCGGCAGCCUCAAGCGGCACGGCGUCCUCCGGUUCGGCGAGUUCUCCGUGCCCCAGGGCCUCGUCGUGCCCGGUCGGCCCGCCGCCUCGCACCUCCUCGCCGUGCGCGUCAACCUGGGCAACCUCUCGGCCGUCUACGCCGAGUACGCGGCGAGAGGCGGCGGCUACCGCAUCGCGUCGCCGGUUCUCGGGCUCAUGUUCUACGACCUGGAGCCGCGCAACGGCACGGCGGCGCUCGAGGUCUGCGUCACGGGCGCGGCCAUAAGUGUCAACUUCUCGAUGGCGGUCCCGGCGCUCCAGCCAGGGGUCGUGCCGCUCUGCAUGGCGGUGUGGCUAAACGGCACCGUCGCCGUGACGGACGUGCAGGCCGGGAGCAACACCUGCCACCUGUGGGACCAGGGGCACGUCGCGCUCGUCCUCGGCGGUGUGGGCGACGGCGGUGACGCGGUGGCGGAGGCCGGGGAAGCGAGCAGGUGGAAGCUGGCGUUGUUCGGCGCAGCGCUGGGCGCGGGCGGCACGGUGCUGCUGGGGCUGGUCCUCGUGGCGCUGUUGAGCGUGCAACGCCGCAAAUCAGAGAUGGCGGAGAUGGAGCGGCGGGCGUACGAGGAGGAGGCGCUGCGCGUGGCCAUGGUCGGUCACGUCCGUGCGCCGUCGGCCUCUGGGUCGCGCACCACGCCGGACGAGUUGGAGAACGAGUACCGUGUCACCUUGUGACACAAACAAGUGCACAUUUGAAGAAAGGGGUAGUAUUUAUAUAUUUUUCUGUUAACAUUCUUUAUGUAUUUCAUAGUAAUUUGUCUCACAAUCGAGGAGGUAAAAUAGUGAAGUAAUUCAUCUA